Cynoglossus semilaevis (tongue sole) is the source of this 8361-nucleotide messenger RNA. It is a transcript of the gene stard13a, whose product is annotated as StAR related lipid transfer domain containing 13a. The record is from RefSeq and is a predicted model, not a curated record. Gene Ontology annotation, biological process: actin cytoskeleton organization; signal transduction; regulation of Rho protein signal transduction. Gene Ontology annotation, molecular function: lipid binding; protein binding; GTPase activator activity. Bases 2110 to 5733 code for a protein of 1207 amino acids. The transcript is spliced from 14 exons. Lineage: Eukaryota; Metazoa; Chordata; Actinopteri; Pleuronectiformes; Cynoglossidae.
UCCCACAGGUUUUCAUUGCCCAGGGUCAGAACUCCCUUCCUCUGUGUGUAGGGAUUUGUUUGCGUUCGUGGCUUGGGUUUGUGUGUCGGAGUGUUAUUAGAAAGCACACAGGUCUAACCUUGAAUCACCUCUUUCCAACAAGUCUCUGUUUUCAUUAGUUUACCUUCGUACCCUUAAUUACUUUUUCUGUUUUUGUGAAUGUAUUCAGGAAUGACCGUGAGUGAAAACAGAUGAGCUGAAGGUCUUGGAGCAAAGAAGUCUUUCAUUCUCAGGGCCUAGAUAAUUUUCAGCAUUGCGCUUUUAUAGAUUAUCUCUGGAAUAAAAAGACUGAGAUUUCAUCUUAGAAUAAUCUUUUAGUAACGGUACCAGAAACCCACGCCAUUUUCCUUUGUUUAGACAGAAAUGGAAUACCAUUUAUCGACUCUGAGAUUCAUUUAAUGGGGAUUAUUGCCAAUCUAUGAUAUAAUGUUUUACUGUAGUCGCACACAUCAGACAUGUCGUAUUUAAUCUUACAGCCUCUGAUAAAAUGUUCUCCGCUGCGUCCAAGUUAAAGAACUGUUGAAAUGAACCGAAAAAUGACAGUCUGGGUCCUAAAGGUUUGGAAAUACCCUGACCACGUAGUCCAAGUCAUUUAUGUCCACACAGGGCUGACUAAAAUCCAUUGUUUUGAAAAGAAACAAAGUCUUAUUUUGGUCUGUGACUGGACUCUAGUGUUUGUCCUGGCUGUAAUUGAUACUGGUGAUUCUAUUAGUGCAAACUGCAGCCCCAUCAUGUGCCAGUUCUUUUUACACACACACACGUCGCUGUCUUUCUUGUGGUAAUGUUUAUUCAAUGCUGUGUUCUCGUCUGCUGUUUGAUUACGCGUUACUUUUUACAGAUUGCCUCAAGAGGGCAGUCAAGUCAAAUCCAACCAAAUGACAGAUUAAGUGCUGCACUUCUCUACGGGGGUUUGAGUUGCGCCAUGCCAUCCGUGCACAUUUCAGUGAUUUCAGAGACGUCACUCACACCCACGACACUGUACAACCAGCAGAUUAAAUCCCUCUCUGCUGGGAGAUCAGGUGUAUGUGUGUGGGAUGCUGCUGACCUAAAACUGACUCUGCCUUGACCUACUUUUCACGUGAGACCUAAUAAAGCUGUUACCCCCUGGCCCUUACCUUGAAUCCACGAAUGGAUUCAGAUUAUCUCCUGCAUCUUCUGCUGCUGCUGAUCCUGAAAAACACUUUUUUUUUGCUUCUUCUGUACAUUUAUGGCACGCUACCAUUCAGUCACACAUUACAGAAAUUAGCAUGGCUGUCCGCAGCUGCCAUAUCGCAGGCAUGUUUUUUUUUUUUCUGCUCCUGUUGCUAUCUGAGGCCCAUGCAGGGAAUGUGAGUGUUUUGGUUGUGAUAAACGUCAUGUGACAUGGAGUGUCACUUGAUGGCGUGGUUUCAGAGAACAUUUCUCAAUAGCAUUACAGUGCUACUCUGCAUUAGCAACAAUAGUGUUGGUCCUACAUACAUUCCUCAGCAGAGUCUCACACACCCACUUACUCACUAUUGUUCCUCCCUUUCCCUCGUCACAUCGGGACGGUGCUUUUCCUCCAGAACUGUACGAUCACAUCUCCUAUUAUCCCACACAAUGAUCUUUGGUCAUCCCCCAAAGUACACAAAGAGCGUGUACUAUACUCUAUUAGAAUGUAUUACAUUGUGUCAGGAAGUUGGGCGCUGUUAGCAUACGCCAUCAUGCUGUCGUUAAUGGUCAUGUGGUGGUCAAGAAAAAAAAAACUUUUGGGAAGCAGAAGUUUGUGAAUUGUACUCUCAUCUCAGCUGUCAAGCGAGCGCCUUGUGUCACGCGCAUGUGGGAAGAAGUCAGUCUGUUGUUGACGUCAGGUGGUUAGAUGAAGGAUGUGUGUUUGUUUGGGUGUGAUGAGCUGAAGGGAGGAGAAGGAGGAGAAGGAGGAGGCAGGCUGGAGGGGCCAUGACCGAGCUUCCAGUGAGGACAUGUUAGAAGCAGGAAUUCACAAGGAGUGUUCCCACACAAACACAUCAAGACGAGAGGAGAAGAAGCCGCGUUGAAUAGCGAGGAUUAUAGGAGUACACUCUGGAGGCUGAGGACAGCACUUUGAGUACUAUGGACGCUGUGGACACUGCAGUAAACUUGGAGAGUGUUGCUGCCUCAGCACACUGUGGGGGUGCAGACCCAGCAAAUACUGCAGGGAUGGAAGCGACAGUGAAUUCAACAUUGGACAAUACAAGCCCAGUGGGUAUAACCAGAGAGGAAGAUGAUGUGAUGGAGGAUAAAAUCCAGCAGCCCCUGUGUGCAGCGGUGACCGUCGGUGUCACUGACACUGUCGCUGGUACCGAUGGGUCAGACGGCAGAAAUAUGGAAACCAAGGAGGACGGUAUAAGUCACUGUACCAAGGGCAACAUAAGUAACUCUGACAGUGAUAGCGACAGCACCAGUGAGAGCACCUGCCUGGAGGCCAUGACACCUGACUGCAAGGACUACUACCUGAGACUAGGGGGCACCCCUCGACGACGCUCAGCCCUCCGGCUGUCACGCAUUAUUGCCCGCAAGCAGCUGCUACGGCGUCUGGCCCAAGAGAUUGAAGCGAAGGAGGCUUGUGACUGGCUUAGAGCAGCAGGGUUUCCACAGUACGCUCAACUUUAUGAAGAUUCUCAGUUUCCAAUUAACAUUUCCUCGGUGAAGAGAGACCAUGAUUUCUUGGACCGGGAUCUGGUGGAGCCUUUAUGUCGACGUCUAAAUACACUGAACAAGUGUGCCUCCAUGAAACUGGACGUCAGCCACCCCAAGAAGAAAGGCGACGACUCUGAUGAAGAUGACCCAUUGGCUAUCAGUAAACGCUGGACCUUCGAGUGGAGCAGCCGACGAUGGUCUCGUCUGCAGGACUUCCUGAUUGAUAGCACCAAUGAGAGCAGCCCAACAGAACAGGGGGACGGCCUGCGCAGCACUGUGAGCAGUGAGAGCGUGCUGACUGACCUGAGCGAACAGGAGAUCACGGAGAUCUCCUCUCUGCACAGUGAAGACUCCGCCUCCGCCUUGCCUGACUCCAUAUCUAUGGCCUCCCUUUCUGCUUCCUAUCAACCGUCCAGGGAACUCCCACACUACAACUCCCUGCCAAUCAAAAGCGGCCACCACGGGCAAGGAGGGCGGAACAAAGCCAAGGAGUUCUUGCGUCGUAUGGAGAUAGUGCGAACAUGGGGGCCGUCGACAAGACGGAAGAGUACAAAUCGCAGGCCGCCACUGGUCAUCAGUGGACCAGUGCUGCAAGGGGAGGAGCCUCAGGCACUGCAAACGCUUCAGUGCACUCCUAUUAACCAAUUGGAACCGAGCCCUCAGCACAACCACCAAAACGAUAAUCACAAUUCUUCCGCCACACUCUCUGAUGAUUGUAAAGACCAGUCAAUGGUUAUUGUGAGUCCUGGCAUUGAGAGAGUGGCAGCCAGUGUUCAAGAGGUGGCUGGUACGAAACCCCGUACUGCCAGCAAGAGAAGCAGCAUGUAUCUGGAGGAUAUGGAGCUCCCUUCUCAGGGUAAGAGAACUGAAGGACAGAGCCAGUUUUGCAGGAACCAGUUUCGCUCGUAUGAAAAUCUCCUCAUCCACAUCCCCAAAGACCAUAAACCAGGCACCUUUCCCAAAGCCCUGUCUAUUGAGAGUUUGGCAAAUUCCACCAAUGACAAAAACAGUGGCUCUCAGACUAAAACCCGAGCCAACAAUGGGCCGGCUGAGCAGUGGUCUGAUAAACCUCUUUCCAAACCCCUGUGUCCUGGUGCUCCACGGGGCAGCAGGGUGAGUGUGUACGACAACGUGCCAGGCUCCCAUUUGUACGCCAGCACAGGAGACCUGCUGGACCUGGAGAAAGAAGACAAUCUGUUCCCACACCUGGAUGACAUCAUCCAGCACGUCAGCGGCUUGCAACAAAUCGUGGAUCACUGGAGCCGCAGCGUGCUGCCAGAAGGUGAGGCAGGGGAGGGGGAGGAGGACGGGGAGGGCCGGACCACUCCCAGUGAAGGCGAGAGAGACGGCGUCUCCCUAAAUGACACCGACUCAACAGGGACCAGUCGGGAGAGGCGGGACUCGGGAGUGGGGGCGUCACUGACAAGACCACGUCUCCGUUGGCCCAGUUUCAGGACCUCCAAUCAUCUCAACCAGCCAGCGUCUUCUCUGCAGAUCAGUAGCCAAUCAGCAGGCCAGCUUAGCCUGUUGCAGAAGUUCUCUCUGCUUCGUCUCACAGCGAUCAUGGAAAAAUACUCGAUGUCGAAUAAACACGGCUGGACAUGGUCUGUGCCAAAGUUUAUGAAGCGCAUCAAGGUGCCAGACUACAAAGAGAAGAGUGUGUUUGGUGUUCCCCUGAUCGUGCAUGUCCAGCGCUGUGGAUUUCCGCUCCCCCUGUGUUUACAGCAGGCCCUCAGCCACCUCCGAGCACACUGUCUGGACCAGGUUGGAUUGUUCCGGAAAUCUGGCGUCAAGUCCCGUAUCCAGGCCUUGAGACAGCAGUGUGAGCUGUGCCCUGACUCCGUAAACUAUGAGGACCAGUCUGCCUACGACGUGGCCGACAUGGUCAAACAGUUCUUCAGAGACUUGCCUGAGCCGCUGCUCACGAGCAAGCUGGGGGAAACGUUCCUGCACAUUUACCAAUAUGUUCCAAAGGAGCAGAGGCUGCAGGCCGUCAGGGCGGCCAUUUUGCUGAUGCCGGAUGAAAACAGGGAGGUUCUGCAGAUGUUGCUCUACUUCCUGCACGACGUCACGUCAUUAGUGGAGGAGAACCAGAUGACACCGUUGAACCUGGCCGUUUGUUUGGGACCGUCACUCUUCCAUCUCAGCAUACUGAAGAACGAUACGCUGUCGCCAAGGUCAAUCCAAAGGAAGUACACCACCGGUCGCCCGGAUCAGAAAGAUCUGAACGAGAACCUGGCUGCCACUCAGGGCCUGGCCCACAUGAUCACUGAGUGCCAGCAUUUGUUUCAGAUCCCAGAGGAGAUGGUGACUCAGUCUCGCAACUCCUACAUGGAGGCUGAGCUGAUGGUUCCGCCGUUGGACGAGCUGUGCAAGGCCCAUGAGGAGGAUGUGGACGAAGAUGUAGAGGAGGAGGAUGAGGAAGGAUCCUACCAUAGCCAUGUAGAGAGCCUGAUUCAGAACCUGCUCAAAGAAGCCAAAGACAAGAGCAAGAGCUGGGUGUCCCGUUCAGCUACUGACCCCACGGAACUUGCCUUUAAAAAGGUGGGAGAUGGCAACCCUCUACGGCAGUGGCGAGCGUGUGUGGAGGUCUCAGCUGCACCUAAUCAGGUGCUCCAGAGGCUACUGAAAGAGCGCCCCCUGUGGCAGACUAGCCUUCAGCGAGAGAAGGUUCUAGAGACGCUGGAUAAACAGACCGAUGUUUACCAGUACUCCUGCUAUAACAUGGCCCCUCAACCUGACUGUGACUACGUGGUACUAAGGUCUUGGCGUGCGGACCUGCCCAAAGGCUGUUGCGCACUGGUGUGUGUGUCUGUAGAGCACGACGACAGCCCACGCAUGGGAGCAGUGAGGGGCGUUGUGCUGGAGUCCCAGUACCUCCUGGAACCCUGUGGUACAGAGAGGACCAGGCUGACACACAUCUCCAGAGUCGACCUCAGGGGGAGGUCUCCAGAAUGGUACAACAAAGCGUAUGGCCACUUGUGUGUGAAUGAAGCCCAGAGGAUUCGUUCUUCUUUUAUUCCUCUGGAACACACAAGCAUCGAAGCCAAGACGUGAAUCCCAGAAAAUGAGCCCUAACCUCAGGCUACGCUGCCGGAGCAGGCAGCCCUGAGAACCAGAGGCGGAGGAGAAGAAUCCAUCAUGUCUUUCCAUGCUGCUGAGCCACUGAGCUUUACUGUACCAUACUGUACCGACACACACACAAACACAGUGAAGAGAUUUAACCUAAUUCUACACAUCAAACAAAGGAUUUCAUAUUUAUUUCUAUCACAGAACAACCUGUUGUUUUUUAAUGUCAUUUCCUUACAUUGGCUCGUAUGCAUUUAGAUUUUAAAUACAUCCAAGGCAGCCAUGAAUCAACGAGCGGAUGAUGCUCUUUCAACCACAAGGUCAUAGGUCAGAUUACAUCUGUGCAUCAACUUCCUGUGAGUCUCUCAGUACUUCAUUUUGUGCUGUUAAAAGCCAGAAAAAUGAAGGAAGGUUGUUUUUUGCAGGUCACCUGUUUAGAAAUCUGUGCCAAAAAGAUUGCUGUACUCCAGAAGAAGACAGAAACAUACAGAGAUGCUUCUCAAGUCACCCACGAAAAGGAAGGAAAUGGACAGGGUGAGGAUGAGGAUGUUUGUUAGUGGUGGAUUAACAAUGUAUUUGAUAAUACGCUGUGGUUUUAAUUAUUUUAAGGAUAGCUUUUGGGAAACGAGUUAUUACUUAGUAUGAAGGAGUGGGCAAGGAUCGUUCUUUGGCGCCAUCUACAGGAUAACAAGAAUAUCAGGUGACGGCAGUUGGGUCACCUUUUUCUGGUCGGCUUUAAAGGCUUUUUUUGCAAUUUUUUCUUUCACAUAUCUUGCCAUAAAUUAUAAAGGAAUAUAAAUGAAAGUCAUUUGGCAGUUUUUACAGACUGUUGUUUUUUUUUCAGGGUCAAAGAUAAAGGCACUGAUGAACCUUUUUCCAGGUCAGAUGAGUUCAUUGUUCACGUUGAGGGGUUUUUUUUCACAUCAAAGGUGUUAUCUCAGAGGUAGGGUGUGCAAGAAUUUCCCAUAAAAAAUAUGCAGUUUCAGUUUGUUUGCAUUAACCCCAUUUUGAGUCACUAAGGGUGUAUGGUGGUGGUCUGGUCUACUAGGAAACUGUUUGUGUUUUGUUUUUUUCAGAAUUUCUUUCUCCUUUUGUGAGAGGUUAGGACACCUCUGAGUCCAAAUGUUUAGCUGUUGAUAUGAUAUGUAACGACUCGAGUAAAGUAGAACGAAGCUACUGUAGAAGGAGAGGUGGGGGAGGGCUGGGAUCAGUCCAUGAGGAGAGCAGGCCUUUGUAAGUUUUCAAUCUCUAAAUACCUAUGAAAUGAUAAAAUAAACAGUUGGUUACAUACAAUUUUAAGAUAGACAGAGGCAGGGAUGUUGUCAAAAUUGUUAUUUAUGAUUAAAGUUCAUCAGAUAAACAAUCCCGAGUCUCCAUCACAAACACAAUAUUUGUUUGACUAAGAUCUAGUGUGAGGUUUAGAAUAAGAAUGUUGUACCUAAAAGAUGUAUUCUUGAAUACUCUACUUUCUGAUAUCUGAACUCUAUUACUAUCAAAUCCACUUUUUUUACUUGAAAAUUAGAAAAGUUAGUAUUAGGUUUGUCAAUGCCACGGGAGAAACGUCAACAAACCACAAGCAUCUUGGGAAGAUAAUUAUCUACGGUCAUUAAGUGAUUAAUUUAUUAAUAAACUGGACAUUCUUACAUAUCAUUUUUUUUAAAGCAUGCACUUAAUCAGUAUGGAGUUUCCUACAUUUACUGUAAACACACGUCGUUACUUGUUCGUUACUACUACGCCGUACUUGCUUUAAAAUAAGCGGGCCUUGUCAUGGGAAUGACCACGACCAGUACAUUAUUGGUACAGGACGGCACAGCGUUGUGAGAGCGUUUGUUGUACAAUGAGCUACACAUGGGAUAUGGACGUUGACUCGAUUCUCUGUUUAAACUUAGUGUUAAAAUGUAUCUAAAUGGAAAACAAAAACAUUUUAAAGUUAUUAUCGCCAGUACACCUCUGUAUAUAAUAUCACUGUAUUUUUGCUGUCAUGUUAUACAAUGUCUAAGACAUGUGACCAUUUCACUGCUUCUGGGAAGCUUGAUAUUUUGCAUGUGUGGGUGUGUACAUGGAAGUACCUGUGUAUCUGUACUUGGGAUGCACAGUACAGCCACAUGUAGUUACUGAAUACGUCUGACGCUCUCUGUGCUGUUCCAGCAGAUCCACCUUCAUCGCUUUUCAGGGUCUUCCUAUCAUAUUGAUAUGCUGAAAUGUGAACUCUUCCACACAGUGUUCCACUAUAGCAGCCUCUAGCUUCCUCUGCCUUGGCUUUUUUUUUUAGUUGUGUCCUGGCCAGAAGCAGUGUUGCUAUAGUGUUGCUAUGAUACAGUAUCUCUAUGAUGCCACCGAAAUCCUCUGUGGAUACCACACGCUGGAGAAACAAUGGCAGUGUGUGUGGGUGAGCAUGUUUGUGUGUGUAUGAGAGAGAAGGAAAGGCAAACAGCUCAGUGUGUGUGUGUGUGUGUGUGUGUGUGUGUGGGUGGGUGUAACUAUGACAUGAGCCCUUUGCAAAGUGGCCCCAAUUAGAGCUGAACAGAUGAUCUAUGUUUGGUUAUUUCUGACAAAAGUGACAGACAAUAUAAUUUUUGUUUGUAAAAAGAAUAAAAAUAUUAAGAAAUAUUUCAA